AAAGGGCCCGUUCUCAUGAAACAGUCCAAUGAGCAAUGUUGGAGCUCAUGGUUCAGUCCACUGGUUCCCCAUCGACCUCCUCCGCGUGUAGCCGACCCUCAGACCCUCACUCCGGUCCUCUCCGUCCAGUGGUCUACCAACUCUCUCCAUUCACGUCUUCUCUCAUCUCUCUGGCAAAAAGACCACAAAAUCCCUGCUCCCAGACCCACAAGAAAAAACAACAUCCCUCUCAUUGGAUUGCCCACAUUCCAAAGCCCCGUUAUCUCUUGUCAUAACCCAAACAUUGCUGCUACAGAGAAACCAUUACAUUAGCAAUGAAACCUUACAGUGCAUUACACAAAGAUGUACAGUCAGGAUCAGAGUUGUGGGCACCCUAUUUUGGCACAGGAAGCAUGGCAACACUUGCAAGCUGCCUUCAGCACAAUCCUCACUGACAAGAUUUGAGGCAAACAGCGCACUUCACUGUAUGUUUCAAUGUACAGGUGAUAAAGCUAACCUUUAACUCUGGCCCGCCAUUCAGCAAGUCCAUUCCUAAUCUGGUCUUGGCCACAGCUCAGUUUCCCUGCCUGCUUCUGCAACUCUCCAAAAGAAUAAACACAAGAGAUGCUGGGGAUCCAGAGUGGGGCACACAAAAUGCUGCAGGAACUCAGCAGGUCAGGACUUGAUGAAGGGUCUUGGCCCUCUCCACCAAUGCCGCCUGACCUGCUGAAUUCCUCCGGCAUAUUGUGUGUGUCACUGAAACAGAGAAUGUGGGAGAUCCUCAGCAGGUCAGACAACAGAAAUGGAGAGUGUUAAAAUUUUAGGUUGACUUUUCAUCUGAACUAGAAAGUCAGAAAUGUUUUAAGUUGUAGAGGAUCAGAGAGAGCAAUGGGAAUUCACCUAGGAGGGUUCUUGAAAUAUUAAUAUCGUUUCUCUCCAAAGACACUACCUGCUCUGCAGGGUGGAGCAUCUGCAUUUUUCGAAUUAACCACCCCGAUUUCUCAGCUCUUUGGAGAAUUGGAGUGAUUCACGACCCUCACUGCAGAAAUAUCACCACAUCCACGUUUUGAUUAGGUGAUACAUUAUCCAAAAAUUUUCAAGUUUGUAGUCAUGGGCACACAGGCGCUGGGUAUGGGUUUAAAUGCCAAUUAAAAGUAUCUUUGCGCUGCCGCAACACUAGGUAAAUUACAUAGACUUAAUUAAGCAUAAUGUACAUGACAAAUUGAACAAUUUAAAAUCAUAACUUCACCUACGUUGCCAGCUACUCCCGCGGGGGAACAUCGGCCUGUUUCAGUAACAUUAUUUAGCACGGAAACAGGCUAGCAGCCUAACCUGUCCAAACAGUCCAUGUGAAUAGACCUGGUCCUGUUAUGUUUAAACAGAACCACUCUUCUUGACGGGAGUAUUUGGCUUUGCGGCUGCCCAAUUUGCCGUCUCCGGUUAAGGAACAGAAAGGAAAUGCGCUGAGCGACGGUGCGGGAGUGACAGGCUGGCCGCUCUGCCCUGCGAUUCCCUGCACCGGACAGGAUAGCGGAUACCACCGGCUCUUUGCUCCCCAUUGGCUUUUUCGGCGUCAAAUUCCAGAAAUCUGGCUUUUCCCCAGUUUGGUUGGCGUCAGAAAAUUCAUUUGGCUUUUUCCCAUGCUAAAAUUAUCUGCACGAAAAUUACAUACCAUCCUUUUUCUAAAAUAUUUUCCUUUAAGAAAAAUGUUUUUGGUCAGGUACAAUUGGCAAUAUUUCUGCCGCCAAGAGUCUGGGCAAGAAGGUGCCACACGGAACAGUCACGUCCGGGUCCAGUUUCUCUCGGACCUCCGAAGUGUUUGGAUGUGAUUUAUAAUCAUACAAAUCCACCGUGAAGUGUACUUUCUAUACGUAACAACGUUUUGUGUUGAACGUUUCGGCGGUUUUUAUAAAUCAUUUAUUAUCAACACCCAUGGCCAAGUCGUCAAAGAAAUGGAAAGCUUCUUACGAUAGCAAUCGUUAAGUACAAUAGCAAAUGGGGAGAAACAUUUGUAUGGGUCCAAAAAGCUACUGAUGGAUCGAAGGCAGCUUAUUGUAAAUUGUGCCACUGCACCAUUGUACCAAGAAUUAGCAACCUUUAAAUCAUGAAAAAUCGGAGAAACACAGGCGGAGAGCGCCAUCAAAAGGCCAGUCAUGUAAGACAGACUGUGAGACAAGAUGGAUAAAGUUAAGGCAGCAGAGCUGCAAAUCGCUGGCGCUGGGCUGGGCGACAUGGCCUCGGACGUACACCGAAUCCUCGAUACCGCCGAUUUUGCGGCGAGAAAACACAGAAACCAGCGGCGGAAAGACCCGGAACGAACUCCGUACAUCAAUCACCCCCUGGGUGUUUCCCGAAUCCUGUCACAUGAAGCUGGAGUUACAGAUGUGGUCGUCUUGCAGGCGGCACUUCUCCAUGACACUGUUGAGGAUACUGACACCACACUAGAGGAGAUCGAGGAGAAGUUUGGAGAGAAGGUUCGGAGUAUUGUUGCUGAGGUGACGGACGAUAAAUCACUUUCGAAGGCGGCACGGAAGAAGCUUCAGAUCCAGCACGCACCUCACUGCAGCCGUGAAGCCAAACUGGUGAAACUGGCGGACAAACUGUACAAUCUGCGGGAUCUCAAACGCUGCACACCCAAAGGGUGGACGGAGAAAAGAGUUGAAGAAUAUUUUGUCUGGGCUUCCAAAGUAAUUGCUGGACUCCGAGGAACCAGUCAAGCCUUAGAAAACAGCUUGGACGCACUGUUCAAAGAAAGAAACAUUUUUACUCAGUAAUGGGCACUGCUGUCUUUUUCAAUGAACAUAAAAUAAGGAUUGUUUACUGUAAAAUGAACAAAUUAAAAUAUCUAUCUUGUUCUGAGGUAAAACUAAAUAUUUCUUUCUUCCCAAUGUUCGUCCUUAAGGCUGAGUAAAGUGGUACUUGAGUUCUCUGCUUAUAUCUAUUUGAAAUAAAUGUUGGUUAAUUAGUUUGACUCACUAUG
Messenger RNA from Mobula hypostoma (lesser devil ray), 2959 nucleotides. It is a transcript of the gene hddc3, whose product is annotated as HD domain containing 3. Lineage: Eukaryota; Metazoa; Chordata; Chondrichthyes; Myliobatiformes; Myliobatidae. Gene Ontology annotation, molecular function: guanosine-3',5'-bis(diphosphate) 3'-diphosphatase activity. The transcript has 4 exons. Bases 2157 to 2753 code for a protein of 198 amino acids. The record is from RefSeq and is a predicted model, not a curated record.